AUGGCGACAGUUGGUGGUUCACCUGUGACAUCUGCUAAACUAACAGAGCUUGGGAAAGCAUUGAAUCAAACGUCGAUUUCCAAUGUUGAUAAUGGCGUUCUAUCACCUCUUACGACAGGAAAAGCUUCAAGUGAUGCAUUUAAUGAAAUGGAAGACGAGCAUGAUUAUAAUAAUAAUGAGGAGGAGGAUCAGACGAAUGAUGGUCAAGUGGUGAGUACACAAACAAUGAAACGAUCUGCCAAAAGUCCAAAGAAACGUGGACGUACUGAUAGUUUGAAGAAAAUGCUGCCAGCACCGGCCUCACAGCGACACAAGCAGGUGUUACAAUUUCUUCAGUCUCCACUGCAAAGAAGCAGUGGUACUGAAGAAGAAUCAGUAGCUUCGCCUUCAGUUGACACAUUGCACGAGACGUCAUCGCAAUUGCAACGAACACAAGGUCAACCUGCAAAGUUGAUGGUAAAAGAUCGAAGAGGAAGUGGUAUGGGCGUCCCACGAGCUCAUUUAAUUUUAAAUGCCGUCAAGCAAGCGCCUCCAGCCAAGGAAAAAUCGAAUCCAAGACGGUGGUCUAAGCACGAAGAUGAGUCACUGAGGUUGGCGGUAGAGAGAAGCGGCGAGCGUAACUGGAAAGCAAUUGCUGACCAAGUACCGGGACGAAAUCACACGCAGUGUUUGCAACGAUGGACGAAAGUGCUUAAGCCAGGCUUGAUUAAGGGCCAUUGGACACCUGAAGAAGACGCAAAGCUCCGGGAAUUAGUGGCGGAAGGCAAAAAAAACUGGGGACAAGUUGCGUCUCUUAUUCCCGGACGGACGUCCAAGCAAUGCAGGGAACGAUGGUGUAACCACCUGGACCCAAAUAUUAACAAAGGAUCUUAUACUGAGGAUGAAGACAAGAUUAUCGUUGAGAUGCAAGCCAAGUUGGGCAACCGCUGGUCUAUAAUCGCACAGCAACUUAAGGGUCGAACGGAAGAUGCAGUUAAAAUUCGUUGGAAAUCGCUGAUGCGUGGACGGCGGGCUGCAUCUAAAGAAGAAAAAUCAUCAGCUGUUUCAACUACGUUGCUUGCAGCUGACACUGCUGCUAUCACAUCGAUGCCAUCGCGAGCAGAUAAGGAACGACCGAAAAUGAAAGAUUUGAAGGGUAGCUUUGCCCGUCAAAGUAGUCGUGCUUUAGCAAUGGCAAACACAACAGUGAAAACUGAACAUGAUGUGGUAGCUGAAAACAAAGUAUUAGCAGAUCCGACUCCUACCGUCGACAACGAGGGUAAUUCGGCUGAAAAUGUGCCCGACACAGCGUUUGUGAAAAGCAUGCAAGCAUUGGCUCCUGCAUCGCAGCCGGAUAUAACGACAGUGAUGAGUGGGACUACCAACUCGAUGCAAGUAAAUGACUUAGUGGCUGCAUCGAUUUACAAUUUUCAGAUGAGUCAGCGGUUUCAUCCAAGCUCGAUAGCACAUGCUAACACCGCGAUGUAUCCAGGCUCCAACAAAUUGAUGAGUACUGUCGCGUCAGGCAACCGACAAUCACCUGGUGUUUAUUCGAUGGGUGACGGAGGGAUGGGGGCCUACAACAUGACCAUGCAACCACAACAGCACCUGUUGCAGCAGCACACCGAACACCAGCAGCUUUUGCCAUCGUAUCAAUAUCCACCGGGGUACACAAUGCAACAAAACGUGGGUGUGAUGUUAAACUACGGGAUGCCAACUAAUUUGUCGACGUCGAAUCGGAUGCAGUAUUCCAUGCCAGUAUCAUCUUCGAUGCAGCUGAUGCCUUCAGCACCAACCUAUUCGUCUCAGGCUGCGGCUAUGGCAAUAGCCAAUGCUCAGUAUCAACAGCAUUCUCAACACCCACCUAUUGUGCAUCAAGGUUUUAGUGGUGCUCCACUUCAUCCUCGAGUCGUGUCAACGGGCACUUUAGUAGGAACAUCUACGCAGCCUACGAUGCCUGCCACUAGUAAUGGACUCACUGCAAAUAGCGGCAGCAGCAACGGUAGUGAGGUUAAUGGAAACAGCGUGGCAAAUGCCGGUCUUCCACCUUCUUCGGCUGCUGUGGCAAAAGGAAAAGGACUGAACACACCACGGGAAGAAUGGGGUUCUUCACAGACUCCGCGGUCUCAAAUGAUUAUGACUGAAGGCCACGCAUCCGCAUACGAGUUGUUUCAUCAACAGCGACUUCGAUUAAUGCUACAGGAGCGAGAUAAGCAGGGAAUGACGCUAUGUUCAGCUCCAUCACCGGGCCAAGCGUUACUCACUAAAGAGCUGGAGGCUAAUAAAGAGCGCCAAGCGCGACAAGCGAUUAUGCAGAAGGGGUGGAAAAGCGCGGUGGAAUCCAUGAUCCCUUACAAUAGUGUCAGUGAUUUAUCGACCUUGGACGAUCAGCAACGGUAUGAUGGUCUACUUGAGAAAGUAUCACUGUCGGCUCUCGAUCCAACAGACGACGGGCUGCUUGACGAGACAGUCGACAUUGUAUCGGGAGAUGAUACCGUGGACCUAUGA
Peronospora belbahrii is the source of this 2487-nucleotide messenger RNA. The record is from the annotation of a GenBank genome assembly. NCBI's taxonomy places the organism in Eukaryota, Oomycota, Peronosporomycetes, Peronosporales, Peronosporaceae.